Aspergillus wentii DTO 134E9 is the source of this 1151-nucleotide messenger RNA. RefSeq lists its product as uncharacterized. The transcript is spliced from 4 exons. The coding region runs from base 118 to 1029 and encodes 303 amino acids. Lineage: Eukaryota; Fungi; Ascomycota; Eurotiomycetes; Eurotiales; Aspergillaceae. The record is from RefSeq and is a predicted model, not a curated record.
GGACUGUGCUAGUCCCCACCCUCUUCUUUUCUUGAUGAAUUUCCUCUCUUUCGAUAUCUUGGGUAUUAUGGAGUGUUCCUGUUCUGCCUACUGCCUUGACUGCAGCUCACCUCUCCUAUGGCUCCUGAUGACCACAAACAAGUACAGCCAAAAAGCACAUCUCAGGACGAGAAGCUCAGUCAAGGCAGAUCCCACACCGUCUACAGCCUCCAAACGAAAAAGACAUACCCCACACAGCACAUAAUGCCGUUCUUCCAGACUUCUCAUGAAAGCAAAAGGAUCUCUCGACCGCUCGAUACGAUGGAAGAGAUAGAUUUUGAGUUGUGCCUAAAUGUCGAACAGCAUGCAGCAGUCGCUCGUCGGGAGAAGAGGAGAAUAUCUGCAAGAAAUAACAACACCAGCAAAACGAAUAGAGAGAAUUCAACAACUGCUGAAACGGACCGGAUCAGAAAUCCUAACCGCCCAGAAAGCAACGAUGGUGAUAAAAAAAGCGAAGGCAGCGAAAAGACAGAGCCCUGGUCCCUUCGACCAAGAAAGAGAACAAAAGUAUCAGCAUCUGGAAGCUGGAGAGAACCACAUUCGACCAACAGCCAUGAAAACGCAUCCGAAGAUCAAAAUGAGGAUAUGGCAAUCGAAGCAGCAACCUCUGAUGAAUCCCACCCGCAAACCUUUCCAGAUACAAGCAGUAUGAUAUCUGAAUCCUCUGCCACAAACCUGAACCUCCUCCACCUAGACAUGAGCGCAGUCAACAUCGACGAAAGCGAAAAUGAUGACCAUCGUUUCCCUCUUGACUCUCUCGUUUGCGGCGAGAUGAGUGGUUUCAGCUCUCUCGGAUCUAACAAGUUGAGCCAUUUUGAAAUCUACGAGGACCCUGAUAGUAUGGAUAUUGACGAUUCCCAUCUCAAGGCUAGCUGGCGCUCGUCCUCUCCCGAUGAAGACAAGGAGAACGCAGAUGACGAAUACGAGCAGCUCAGCAAUGCAGAUAUUACAAUAAUGAAUCAAGAAACCAACAUUCGCCAUCGUAUUUAGCUCUACGGCCAGAUGGGAGAACACUACAAUCAGGUACCGCGAUGAUGUGCCUGGGGACUUUACGUGGUUAACGAUUACCGAUUCAUUUUACUGUACAGAGAUAUCGAACUGGAUAUUUGAAU